UUUUAUUAUUGAUAAUUUCGUUAUCUCUGUCGAUGUUUCGAUUUCCAAGUAAUUCUUGAUAAAAUAGCUUAAUAUUAAAGUCCAACAAAGAAACAGUCAUCCGAUCAAACUUGAUGUUAAAACACCAAUAAUCGUCGAUUGCUGUUAAAUUAUUGAAAUUAACCGAGUAGGUCGACUUCUGCAACGUGCAAUGUGGCGCCAUCUUGUCGACGAGCGGUCAGUCGCACGCUUGCACUUUCCAUGGCAGUAGGCGGACCUGUGUUUUGUCGGGUGGUUAGGUUGCUCGUUCUCCGCGUUCGAAUGCGAAUCCCAGUACGAAAGAGCCAUGAAAUAAGAGGACCGUACGAUGCACACGACGCGCAGCGUGAGCCGAGAUACGUCUGCACGUCGUACCGUUUGAAAAUCGUCUCGGUCCGAGCCACCGAGAGCCCCGCGCGCGCACAUUUUAAGGUUAAAACCGUGCGGAAUCGGUCGGGCGCGUAACAAUGCGCCGCGUGAGAAAUUCGUACGGUGAAAGUCUGCUGGACUUGUACGUGCAAUCGGAAUUCCGGCGAGGCGAACGUUGUCGCGGGCUCCUCGUCGCUUUCUGACCGCCUUCCUCUUCGUGCGUGCGUGCGUCUCGUUUCGUGUGCGUUCUCGUUCGCGGUGCAAACACACCACGACAGCCCUGAGUCGUCCGAGUGACGAGGAGAGAAGAGGACAGAGAGUGAGAGAGGGAGGGAAAUGCCGAGGCUGCUCGAGCGGCGAUGAUUCCGCUCGAAUUUCGCCGCCGUCCAAUUUCAGAUAGGAUUUCCUCGCGUUGCUCGUGCAACGAGUGACCGUAAACAGAAACCGCGUCCCCGACGAACAUGCGCGCUCACGGAAUGGAAACGUAACUGCUCUCCAAACUGUUUCCCACCGUCGAAAGGAUAUUAGAAUAAUUGAACAUGGCAGAGGAUGAGGGCACGGAAUGGCUGCAAGAAUUGCUGCACGACGUGCAACUCUCACAGUUCUUCACCAGAAUAAGGGAUGACCUGCAAGUCACCAGGUUGCAUCACUUUGACUACGUACAGCCGGAGGAUCUGGAGAAGAUAGGAUUAGGAAAGCCAGGUAUCAGAAGAUUGUUGGACGCGGUGAAGAAAAAGAGGAAUACUCAGUGGAAGAAAAGCUUGAUGACGAAGAUCAGGCCUGGCGGUAGUACGAAAAGCAAUAAGAGAUCCUCUCAGCCUGCUGAAGGUUCCUCGGUGCUAACGUGUCUCAUUCAGGAUAAGGAUGUGUCACUGUCUAUUAAAUUGGGUGAUGGUAGUUUCGGCGUGGUGAGACGUGGAAAGUGGACCUCUCCCUCUGGUAGAGUAUUGCCAGUUGCAGUGAAAGUUUUAAAAGCCGAUGCCCUGACACAACCUAGCGUUAUUGAGGAUUUCGUGGCCGAGGUCCAGGCAAUGCACACGUUGGAUCAUCACAAUCUCAUUAGGUUGUACGGGGUAGUAUUGUCGCAACCGAUGAUGAUGGUGACGGAACUGGCCCCUCUGGGAGCGCUGCUCGACUAUCUCCGAAAACAGUGCGGCCAAAUUUCAGUAUUAACCUUGUGCAACUACGCUCUGCAAGUGGCAACUGGUAUGGCGUACUUGGAAGCGAAACGUUUCCUGCACCGUGACCUAGCUUGCAGGAACGUUCUGCUCAGUUCAGUGGACAAAGUGAAAAUCGGUGAUUUUGGCCUAAUGCGUGCGCUGCCGCAGCAGGAGGACUGUUACGUGAUGACAGAACACAAGAAAGUGCCGUUUCCCUGGUGUGCUCCGGAAUCGCUAAAGGCGCGUCAAUUCAGUCACGCGUCAGACGUGUGGAUGUUCGGUGUAACGUUGUGGGAAAUGUUGACGUUCGGUGAAGAGCCGUGGGUGGGUUUAAAGGGAUCAGAAAUCCUUCGAAAGAUAGACAAGGAUGGAGAACGAUUGCACGAACCCGAGGCAACGCCGCCAGAUAUGUACCAAUUGAUGCUUCAUUGUUGGGCUCGGGAACCUUCGGAGAGACCGACAUUCGCCUCUUUGAAGUCGUCUCUCACAGGGAUGGUCCCAGCCGUGAUGAAAGCCGUUAGUCACUUCACGAUGGCCGGGAAAAUGACCAUAGAACAGGGCGAUCAGAUAGUUAUUUUAGACGGUCGGCCAGAGAACUAUUGGUGGAAGGGUCAGAACCAACGAACCUUCCAGAUCGGACUCUUUCCUCGUUGCUUCGUGGAUCCUAUGAGGCGAAAACAGCCGGAAGACAUCAGCAAGCCGCUAGAGAACUCCUUCAUCCAUACUGGCCAUGGUGCACCUUUCGGCAAAAGUUGGGGCAGUCCCAUUUAUAUUGACGACGUGUACCUUCGAAAUCCAAUGGAACCACCCGACGUCGUGGGUGUUACUGUUCCACCUGAAAAUCUCGUUAAGGACAAAUACUGCGGCACACCGAGAUCGCGAAAACAAUUUAACUACACGAAACUGCAAAACGACGUCGGUGCUAGCCCUGUGAAAACGACGAACACUUCUGUUCCCGGUUGCAGCCAGGAAGGCAGUUUGAUAGAUCUGUCGCCGGAGGAGAUGGUGAAUACGAGCGAGACGCAAUCAGACACUGCCUGUCGACGAGUGGUCAACAUCCUCGACGAGCCUAUCGACGAUCUGGAGCGACAACACCAGACAAACUGGCAGGACGACGAUCCUCGAACCUACGCCAAUUUCCCUGGUAACGUCGAUCCGGCUUACUCGGACCCAUUCGAUACUUCCUCUGUAUUCAUGAAGCUGCCCCAUUCGAGGUACUAUAGUCAAGUUCCUUCCGACGUGAGCAGUCGGUACUUCAAGACGCAGACGUAUGGGAAUGUGCAGAACCAGGAAGGUGGUGGUAGCAGUCAGGACAGUACAAAUUAUUUCACGGCCGAGUCCGCUACGGACGUGAAACACUAUUCCAUAAAUCUGAGCAAGGAGAGUAGGAACGAUAGUAUCAACCUGAAUGUGAACGUGGACACGGAGGAGAACAACGCGUACAGCCAAAACCACUACAGUGAAAUUGACAAACCUAGUCCACCUAUGACGAAUUGGUCUAAUUGGCCGGAAGACUUGCAGAAUGACGUGACGCAGACGUACGUGAAUGUUUCUAGUCGGAAUUUGCAGAGCUCUGACGCGCCUCCUCCUCCACCCGUGGCUCCUAACGAGAGCCCACCGAAGCCAAAGUCGAACCACGACUUGGCCCAAAGUCUGAGUGAGCUGACCAUCAAUUCUCGCAAUCUCUCCCCCAAGAAAUUAGACUCUGCUUUCUUAGCUGAGUUGGAGAAGCAUUUGGGUGAGAAGGAGGCGAGCAAGAACAUGAUCACCAGUCAACAAAACCCCGAUUUGUCUGAUUCUUACUCGUCUGUGAACAAGCUACAGGACAGCACGAUUCCAGCGUUGAGGCCUCCACCUCAGACCAUCAAGCGAAAGUCACCUCAGAUGGACUACAGAAACACCAAUCUACCCAGCAAGGUGCAGAAUUCCUGGCCAUCGAAGAGUACGAACAUCCAACAGCCUCCUAGAGCACAGCUUGAGCAGCGCUUGGAAACAAGCACGGAACAGAUGGUGGGUCAAAUCUGGCAGCAGUCUCAAGCGCAGCAGCACAACGCUUUCGCUACUGCCCAGAGUAAUAUGAACCUGUUGCAAAUAGCUCCUAGCAACGUGUCCAAGCCAACGUUCAAUCACGCACAGAACUCGCUACCAACGUCCAACCAAGCCAGCCACUUUCAGAAUCCUUCGUUGCCAACUGGUAGCCACGGAAUAACCCAGAUUCAGAACGAUCUUCACCAAGUACACGCCAGUAACGUAGCCUCCUCCUCCAAGCCUCCGAACGUCAUGUUCUCGGAACAGGUGUACGCAGAGUUGAAACAGACUGUACCAAAUCUGGACCAACUGUCACAGAACGAGUUCAACACGCUGUACAACAAAACGGUGCAGCAGAAUAUUUUAAGGAACUAUUACGCGGCUAGCACGUCGAGUAACUCCGCCAGUGAUUCGGCCAGCAAUCUAAGUCAUAGUCACUAUCUGGAGGGAGCUUCAGCCAGCUCCCAGACUCGUUCUUCGGGCCAGUCUGCGAGAAAUACAUCCGGCCAGGGUCACCCGUGCGACUUCAGCCCUCAUCUGAAGCAGCCGCCGGUAUACAAUCCUCCGCCGCCAGCCACGUGGAGUCCGAUGAAGUCGGUUCAGAACGAGCUGGGACAGGGACAGAUCGCAAUGAAGUCCAAUUUAGCCAGUAAUCUGGUCAACAGCUCCAAUCUGUUGCAGCUCACGCACACCAACCAGCCUCAAGAGGGCGCCAUGACGGCGCAAGCAUCCUCCUCGACGAGAUGUCUGCCUCCUCAGAUGACCGAGACAGUCGUUAAUACUCAAUUAGUCCCCUCCACGUCGGCGUACCCCUCUGGCAUCAGCCCACCAUUGACCGCCACCUCUCAACAGCUGGUCAUGUCUCUUAACGACGAAUUCCGAGCGAACAAAGUGAUGAAGGUGCAGAGAGAGGCGGCCGACGCGUCGCAACAGGAAAUACUCACGGCGUUACAGGCCACUGGCUGGGACACUAAUCAAGCGGCUAAACAGAUACUGAAAGACAGGCAGGCGAAGAUCGAGUCCCUUGUCAGAUUGGGCUUGGCAGACCGACAACAGUGCGAGGGUGCUUUGAAGCAGACUGAAUACAACGUAGAUUUAGCGGCUUCCCUCUUGUUAGACCAGGUCAAAUGAAGAGAAGAUAUUACAAGCGAGCGCGCCGUUACUGAAGAUAUUGUAAAAUAGUGAUAUAGGUAUAUGUAUUUAUAAACGAUAGCCAUACAACGCGUAAAAAGAAGUCGAGGCUACGGGCUCCGAGCAUAAUUAUUAGUUUCAUGUGUCCUCCUCGGAAAGACAUGGUCUUACGACCACGCACUGCCGGUCUUAUAACUGUCAGACCAUUUUGAAGAAUCAUUUUACAAGCGAAUCUUAAAUCUUAAAUCCGUGGAUUGAAAAUUGAAUUAUUUAUUAUUUUCAUUGUUUCCUUCCCUUGUGGAUUAUCUUCCCAGUAGAAUUAAUGUUGCCAUAAUCUCAUGGUGGAUUUUCAUGCAUUUAUGGGAAACUGGAACCAAAUAUAGAGUCGCAAUAUUACUUUCGACGUAAAGAAGAAAAUGUUGAAUUUUUUUUUAAAUUAUAUUCUUCAUACGAUACGAAUUAGUAUACAGUACGAAUGGUAUGUAAUGCAAUGUAUAAUGAAAUCAAGAACUGUCAAAAUGGUUAACACAAUUACAAGACGCAGUGUAUCUAAAGCUGUUCGAGGUUCUGCUCUGAGGUUUACAAAAUAAUUUCUGAAGAGAGAAACGUAUCAAUAUCGUCUCUCUCUCUUAUCUUUAUCGUUUAUAACUUGCUAAGGAGGAGCACGCGGGCUGCAUUCCAAAAAUUUCCUACUAAAAGAAAACGAAGGGGGAAAUUCCGCGAGUCGCCGUAGCGAACCGUGUCUCAGAAAUUUCGUAGAAAAUGAAAUAUUACUGUUUGGCUAGCGUGUGAACUGUGAACUGUGUUUUACAAAGAGGUUGGGUGGGGGUGAAAGUAAGUGUUUCUUUUUUCGAGCAUUACGUUCGCGUUACGUACGUGCUUCACAAAGUGUACAUGUUUUGUGUUUUCUAUCGGUUUGUUUUAUUCUGUAAAAGAAAUAUUGUUCGAUAACUGACCUCUCGAAAUGGGCAAAUUAUUCUUUUGUUUCCUCAUUUCAUAGAGAAAAUGUAAUUAAUUUUUUUCAAGUAUUAUUGUAAUUGUAAUUGAUAUGAUCUUCGCGUUGAAAUACUCAAGAGAUUUUUCUUUCUAGGAAAAAAUAUUUAUUGCUCGCUUUAAGGAAAUUCAGUGAGUUCGUGGCUAUUUUGUUCACUUGUGGCGUGCGAUUGUUUUUCAUGCCACGAAAGUAUUCUUCCACGUUUAGAGGGAUCUUCUAUUUUAAUACGAUCAGCAUUUUGACUAAUAGAGAUGUAGUAAGGAGAUUUUUAUUCUUCUAGAAAGUCUUCCUAAUGUUGUAACCCAGACUGUGAAUGUUUAUGCAUUUAUGAAAAAUUCAAAAGUUUACAAUGUUACAACAAUUUAAUUGAUGUAUUUUAAAACGAAUUUCCAUUGAGUAAUAAUUAUUAUCCAGAUUAAAUUAAAUUCAAAAUCUAUCAAAAUAAAAUUAUUUAGUUUAGAUGUAUUAGAAAAAAAAACAACAAAAUGCAUUUGAAACUAAAUAUUUGCAUAAACAUUUAUAGUUGCCCCAUAAGUGAACAAAAUGGCCAUUAAAAUCGAACGAUCACUAUAUUAGAUUAUGUCAAUUGGAAUCUGAAGCUCUUCCCGCCAAUGAUUGGCUGUCUGUAAUUAGACCUACGUGACCGGAAGUAAAAAGUACUCAUAGAGGACCUAUGUGUUUCAUAUAUAGCCUGAUAAAUUCCAUGUAAAAAUGGCAACUCUUGCAUGGUUGGUCUGUCAUGCAUAUUUAUGACAGUAUCACCGUGAAAGUACUGGUAAACGUCUAUGUUUUUAUAAUUGAAUUUCAUAGAGAGGAAAUUGAAAAGGUCUUGGAUUAAAAAGGUUGAAUUUUAACUGAAAAAGUAUAGAACUGUUGAAAGAUUUAUAAUAUUACAAUGGCGGUAUAUUGUAUAUUAUUUUGAUGUAUUUAGAAAUUCAGAAAGUUCCAAUUAAUUAACUCCAUAAAUUAAUGUAAUAGAUUAAAAUACAUUGUGACGAAUGAUUUAUUAUUGCAGCUAUUAAGAUAAAUUAACAGUGAAUUCUCCAAGGUAUACAAAAUUGAUAAAAUAGAAUGAAAUUAAAACAAACUUCCAUGAAAAGAUACAUUAAUAAAUUUAAUUCUCGUUAUUCUUUGCAAGCUCUAAAGUUGAAUCAAUCAAGGCCUAUAUGAAGCACAGAAUGAAAAUUAAAACGAAAAAUAAUUUAUAAAUUUAAAUACAAUUUAAGUUGACACUCGAUCAGCAUCAUUGGAUAAUUAGACUUUUGUGCAUUUAUGGGAAAUUUGGAAAUGUGCAAAAUGUCACAUAAUAUGUCACAAAAUAUUCAAAUUAUAAUGUCCUUGUAUAUAAUAAUAAUAAUUUUCUAUCGAAAUUGUUUCUCUCCGCAAUUUUAAAUAUUUCAAUAUUCAGUGUUUCGACAAAUAAAGUUCUACUGUGUUGACAAGUAGUUUAAGAGCUUAACAAGAGACGACUGUCAUUGUGAAGAGCUUCCGAUCCAACCGACCAAAAGCAAAAGCACUCAGAUCAUUUCCAAGAGGCACGACACUGUACGAGCAACGUCAAUUCGAAUUGCAUCGUUGGCACUCGAAGCCAGCUCGGUCACUUGGAGCAAAAAACUGUCUCCGAUCUGACAUAGUUCUAGCCUUACACGUGCACACGGCUCUCAUGUAAAAACAACGCAACCGUGGCUGACGAAAGUGUUCGAGUCUGAUAGAUAUACAGUGAUUCACGAAAGUAUUUGAACAUUUAUCGCAGAAAACUUUCAUGUAUAUAUGUAGAACAUUUUGGGAUUUUUUUCAAGACUAUAACGAGACACGAUUAUCAAUAUUAAUUUUUCUCCGAAACAUAUCAAAUCAAUAAAUUGAAACCAACAUUAAUUUAAUUCAUUAUAUUUUUGUAUUUUUUAUUCGUGAAUGUUCUUUGUGAGCAAAUUUUAGAAUUUAUUGGAAUUCUAAAAUUUUAUUUUGUUCUUGUAUGAACUGGUUCGAGAUCUAUUUAUUUAUUAGAAAUUGUACUAUCGACAUUCAGUGGAUAAUCGACUGUAAUUCUAUAUUUUCAAUAAUUUCCAAUGCUUUUUUCAAUCUUGUCUUCAAUAAUGUCUCGCGCAACGUUCACAAUAUGUUCAAGAAAAGAUCUCUCUAAGCGUUCAAAUAUUUUCAUGUGGAAUUGAAAGUGUACAUGUGUAUAAAGUUAGUUUGAUACUGCAGACAAGGAGGGGAAGAUGAUUGCCAAGUAGCGAGAAAUGUUGAAUUUUUGUAACUGUGAUAUGCGUUACUAAAGGCUCUAGACAGUACCGUUUAGAGAUAGAAAGAAAAUAAGAGAAAAAGAGAGAGGGAGAAACAGAGAGAAUUUCCUUUUUCUCUGUUGUCCUUAUUUAGAUAUAGAUUAGAUUAUUAUUGUGUAAUACGAGGAGUGUACAUAGCCGUUUUUAGUGACUGAGUUAAGCUUAUACGAUUCUUUUAUUCUUUUUUUUUUUUUUUUUUUU
Heterotrigona itama is the source of this 8183-nucleotide messenger RNA. Lineage: Eukaryota; Metazoa; Arthropoda; Insecta; Hymenoptera; Apidae. The record is from the annotation of a GenBank genome assembly.